Syzygium oleosum is the source of this 834-nucleotide messenger RNA. RefSeq names its product heavy metal-associated isoprenylated plant protein 39-like. Gene Ontology annotation, molecular function: metal ion binding. Lineage: Eukaryota; Viridiplantae; Streptophyta; Magnoliopsida; Myrtales; Myrtaceae. The record is from RefSeq and is a predicted model, not a curated record. Bases 148 to 465 code for a protein of 105 amino acids. The transcript is spliced from 3 exons.
ACGUCCUUUGUUAUUCCAACUCUCUCUCUCUCUCUCUCUCUCUCUCUCUCUCUCUCUCUCUCUCUCUGCCUCUCUCUCUCGUGAACCAGAACCCCUUUCACAUUCUCUGUCAAUUCAAGCGUGUCCGUAUUGUCUUCCUCCUCCAGAAUGGCGCAGAAGGUGGUGUUGAAGAUCAUGACCAUGACCGACGACAAGACGAAGCAGAAAGCCAUAGAAGCAGCAGCCGACAUAUAUGGGGUGGAUUCGAUAGCGGCGGAUACAAAGGACCAGAAGCUGACGGUGAUAGGCCAAAUGGACACGGUGGCGGUGGUGAAGAAACUGAAGAAAGUUGGGAAAGUGGACAUAAUUUCCGUCGGGCCGGCCAAAGAAGAGAAGAAGGAAGAGAAGAAGGAAGAGAAGAAGGAGGAGAAGAAGGACGACAAGAAAGAGGAAAAGAAAGACGACAAGAAAUCCGACAAGAAAUGAGCGAAUCCUUAUUACUUCCAAGCUUCUUCCUAAUGCUAUAUAGUAUAUUUUGAUGUAUUCAACGUGGGAUUGCUCUGAGAAAGCUCUUCUUUUUGUUUAGUUCCGGCCAUGUAGAACCAGCCGAAUAGGGUUAGCCAUGUGGAGGUAGGCUGAGUGAGGAGGCAUAUACACAUAUUAUGUGGUUUUACUUGUAAUCAUCCGAUCUUGGGUAAUGUUUCUUUCCUUUUGUUUUCUUGCGAGAUCAAUCUCCGCAAUCGUCGCUGUCGAUGUAAAUAACCAGCGCACGUAGCCGAGAGAGAUUGCCGUGCAAGAGAUCUCUUCACUUUGUUGCGCUCGGAAAAUGUUGAUGCACUUAAAGUUUUGUGUUAA